Messenger RNA from Corvus hawaiiensis (hawaiian crow), 2777 nucleotides. It is a transcript of the gene TLE2, whose product is annotated as TLE family member 2, transcriptional corepressor. Gene Ontology annotation, cellular component: transcription regulator complex; nucleus. The transcript has 20 exons. Bases 133 to 2388 code for a protein of 751 amino acids. Gene Ontology annotation, biological process: negative regulation of canonical Wnt signaling pathway; regulation of DNA-templated transcription. Lineage: Eukaryota; Metazoa; Chordata; Aves; Passeriformes; Corvidae. Gene Ontology annotation, molecular function: transcription corepressor activity; protein binding. The record is from RefSeq and is a predicted model, not a curated record.
AGCCCGGAUCCGCGGCCCGGCCGCCGAGGCGAGGGACCCCCGUGCCCUGGCGGGGGCAGCCCCCGCGGGAGGGGCGGGGAGCAGCGCCCCGGGAGCGGGGGGGGGCCGGGCCGGGCGCCCGGGGCGCUCAGGAUGUUCCCGCAGGGACGGCACCCGCCCCCGCUCCAGCCCGGGCAGCCCUUCAAGUUCUCGGUGCUGGAAAUCUGCGACCGCAUCAAGGAGGAAUUUCAGUUCCUGCAGGCGCAGUACCACAGCCUGAAGCUGGAAUGCGAGAAGCUGGUGAGCGAGAAGACAGAGAUGCAGAGACAUUAUGUCAUGUACUACGAGAUGUCCUACGGCCUGAACAUUGAAAUGCACAAGCAGGCAGAGAUUGUCAAGAGACUGAGUGCCAUUUGUGCCCAGAUUAUCCCCCUCCUGACGCAGGAGCACCAGCAGCAGGUCCUGCAGGCGGUGGAACGGGCCAAGCAGGUGACCAUGGGGGAGCUCAGCAGCAUUGUCGGGCAGCAGCAGCUUCAGCACCUCUCGCACCACGCAUCCCCCCUCCCGCUGACACCCCACCCCUCCAGCAUGCAGCCCUCUAGCCUGAGUGGGGCCAGCGGCACCUCGGGGCUCCUGGCCCUCUCAGGGGCACUGAUGGCACAGGCUCAGCUGGCCACCAAGGAGGACAGAGUGGCCCAGGAUGGGGAGAACAGAGACCUGGGAUGCUCUCCCUGCUGCUGCCUGGCUCCAGAACACACCCCAAGCCGGAGCAUUUCUGCUUCCCCUCCCGAGAGCCUGCGGGACGAGGAGCGGACGGGGCUGAAGCGGAAGCGGGAGGAGAAGGACCUGCCUGGGCAUUCUGACAGCGAUGGGGACAAGAGUGACUACAACCUGGUGGUGGAUGAGGACCCGCCCUCGGAGCCCGGCAGCCCUGGCCGCUCGCCCAGCCGCCGCCUGGCUCCGUCCCGCCGGGAGCUGCCCGAGAGCCCGGCGUCCAUCGGCUCCAGCGGCAGCACCGCGCCCCUGCAGCCCAAGGACCAGAGCCCGACCGACUCCGUGGCCAGCGCUCCCACCUCCAAGCCCUCCUCUUCCUCACCACCCCGUGACUCCCUCACGCCUGGCCCCGGGCCCAGCUCGGCCAUCCCGCUCCGGCCACCCCCGGCCAAGGCCCCCACCACCGACACCGUCACUCUCCGCAGCCCUCUGAGCUCCUCCAGCCCCUACACGUCCUCCUUGGGGAUGGUGCCCCACGCCGCCCUCAGCGGGGAGCUCCCAUCCCCCGGCCUCUACAUGGGUAUCCACCUCUCGCCCCAGGUCAGCAGCGCGGUGCUCUAUGGCCGCUCCCCCAUGGUGGCGUUUGAGUCGCACCCUCAUCUGAGGGCUUCCACCCUCUCCUCUUCACUCUCCACCGUCCCUGGAGGGAAGCCUGCCUACUCCUUCCACGUCAGCGCCGAUGGGCAGAUGCAGCCGGUGCCUUUCCCCCCCGACGCCCUCAUCGGCUCCGGCAUCCCCCGGCACGCGCGGCAGCUGCACACCCUGACCCACGGCGAGGUGGUCUGUGCUGUCACCAUCAGCAACUCCACGCGACACGUCUACACCGGGGGCAAGGGCUGUGUCAAGGUGUGGGACGUGGGGCAGCCGGGCACCAAGACGGCCGUGGCUCAGCUGGACUGCCUGAACCGUGAUAACUACAUCCGUUCCUGCAAGCUGCUCCCCGACGGCCGCAGCCUGAUCGUGGGGGGGGAGGCCAGCACCCUCUCCAUCUGGGACCUGGCAGCGCCCACGCCCCGCAUCAAGGCUGAGCUCACCUCCUCUGCCCCCGCCUGCUACGCCCUGGCCAUCAGCCCUGAUGCCAAAGUCUGCUUCUCCUGCUGCAGCGACGGCAACAUCGUGGUGUGGGACCUGCAGAACCAGACGAUGGUGAGUUUCAAGGCCACACGGACGGUGCCAGCUGCAUCGACAUCUCUAACUAUGGCACCAAGCUGUGGACAGGGGGGCUGGACAACACCGUGCGCUGCUGGGACCUGCGGGAGGGGCGGCAGCUGCAGCAGCACGACUUCAGCUCCCAGAUCUUCUCCCUGGGGUACUGCCCGAUGGGAGAGUGGCUGGCAGUGGGGAUGGAGAGCAGCAACGUGGAGAUCCUGCACGUCACCAAACCUGACAAGUACCAGCUGCACCUCCACGAGAGCUGUGUCCUCUCUCUCAAAUUCGCCUCCUGUGGUAGGGAAGUGGUUCGUGAGCACGGGGAAGGACAACCUGCUCAAUGCCUGGCGCGCGCCCUACGGAGCCAGCAUCUUCCAGUCCAAGGAGUCCUCGUCAGUCCUGAGCUGUGACAUCUCUGUCAAUGACAAAUUCAUCGUUACGGGCUCUGGCGACAAGAAGGCCACGGUGUACGAGGUGGUUUACUGAUUCCUGUCACCAUCCCUGCGCCAUCAGGAAAGGGGACACACCUUGCCCGAAGCCACCACACUCACAUAGGCCUCCAGUUCUGGAACUGCCCUCCUGCAGCUCUACUUUCCUUCCUCCUCCUCUGCUUUCAGACACCGCACCAAGGCUCCAGCACCGUUGUCCUGCCCCAGUUCCUGCACGAGGCUGGAGGUGAGGGCUGGGUAUAGCCUGGCAUCCCCCAAGGCUGGGCUAGGCAUCCUGGGCCCUGUCUGUCCCUCAGGCGCCUGCAUGGGGAGCUGGACAAGCCUGAGAGCGUGUGUCUCCUGAAUUACUGCUACUGAUUUAAUGGCACCCAUUUUCUGCUGCAGAAACAGCUGUAAAUUAUCAGUAAAGAAAUGUAUUUAACUGUG